AUGUUUGUCGGUGUGGGUUGCAACCUAUGCCUGCGCAAGGCUGACCAGAAGCUGGUGAUCAUCAAGCAGAUCCCAGUGGAGCAGAUGACCAAGGAAGAACGGCAAGCAGCCCAAAAUGAGUGCCAGGUCCUCAAGCUGCUCAACCACCCCAAUGUCAUUGAGUAUUAUGAGAACUUCCUGGAGGAUAAGGCCCUCAUGAUUGCUAUGGAAUAUGCUCCAGGUGGCACCCUGGCUGAGUUCAUCCAGAAACGCUGCAAUUCCCUGCUGGAGGAGGAGACCAUCCUGCAUUUCUUUGUGCAGAUCCUGCUCGCCCUGCAUCAUGUACACACCCACUUCAUCCUUCACCGGGACCUCAAGACCCAGAACAUCCUUCUUGACAAACACCGUAUGGUUGUCAAGAUUGGUGACUUUGGCAUCUCAAAGAUCCUUAGCAGCAAGAGCAAGGCCUACACGGUGGUGGGUACUCCAUGCUACAUCUCCCCUGAGCUGUGUGAGGGUAAGCCCUACAACCAGAAGAGUGACAUCUGGGCCCUGGGCUGUGUUCUCUAUGAGCUGGCCAGUCUCAAGAGAGCCUUUGAGGCUGCAAACCUGCCAGCGCUGGUGCUGAAGAUCAUGAGUGGCACCUUUGCACCCAUCUCUGACCGGUACAGCCCUGAGCUGCGCCAGCUUGUCCUGAGUCUGCUCAGCCUGGAGCCCGCCCAGCGUCCACCACUCAGCCACAUCAUGGCACAGCCCCUCUGCAUCCGGGCUCUCCUCAACCUCCAUACCGACGUGGGCAGCAUCCGCAUGCGGAGGGCAGAAAAGUCUGUGUUCUCAGGACCACCCAUGCCCCCCGGCAGCACAGGGAGCAGGACUGCCAGUGUCCGAUGCAGGGGCGUACCCCGGGGAACAAUGAGGCCGGCCAUACCCCCUCCACUGUCAUCUGUGUAUGCAUGGGGCAGUGGGCUGAACACUCCCCUGCGGCUGCCCAUGCUCAACACAGAGGUGGUCCAGGUGGCUGCUGGGCGCACACAGAAGGCGGGCGUUACCUCUGGACGCCUCAUCCUGUGGGAGGCCCCACCCCUAGGCGCAGGUGGGGGCAUCCUCCUCCCUGGGGCAGUGGAGCAGCUGCAGCCCCAGUUCAUCUCUCGUUUCCUGGAGGGUCAGUCAGGUGUGACCAUCAAGCACGUGGCCUGCGGGGACCUCUUCACUGCUUGCCUGACUGACCGAGGCAUCAUCAUGACCUUUGGCAGUGGCAGCAAUGGGUGUCUAGGCCAUGGCAGCCUCACGGACAUCAGCCAGCCCACCAUUGUGGAAGCACUGCUGGGAUAUGAGAUGGUGCAGGUGGCUUGUGGGGCCUCUCAUGUACUGGCCCUGUCCACUGAGCGGGAACUAUUUGCCUGGGGCCGAGGAGAUGGAGGUAGACUUGGAUUAGGCACCAGGGAGUCCCAUAGCUGCCCCCAACAGGUGCCUGUGCCCCCAGGACAGGAAGCCCAGAGAGUUGUAUGUGGCAUUGAUUCUUCCAUGAUCCUCACCGUGCCUGGCCGAGCCCUGGCCUGUGGGAGCAACAGGUUCAACAAGCUGGGCCUGGACCACCUCUCCCUGGGGGAGGAGCCUGUCCUCCACCAGCAAGUGGAGGAGGCCUUGACCUUUACACCACUGGGUUCUGCACCCCUGGACCAGCAGCCACUGCUGAGUGUGGACCUGGGAACUGCUCAUUCAGCUGCUCUAACUGUCUCAGGCAACUGCUACACUUUUGGCAGCAAUCAGCAUGGGCAGCUGGGCACCAGUGUCCGCCGGGGCAGCCGGGUACCCUGUCAGGUUCAAGGCCUUGAGGGCAUCAAGAUGGUGAUGGUGGCCUGUGGGGAUGCCUUCACUGUAGCUAUUGGGGCAGAGGGGGAAGUGUACUCUUGGGGUAAAGGAGCCCGAGGUCGACUUGGAAGGAGAGAUGAGGAUGCUGGUCUUCCUCGACCAGUGCAACUGGAUGAGACACACCCUUACACGGUGACUUCUGUGUCUUGCUGCCAUGGCAACACUCUCUUGGCUGUUCGCCGUGAGUUAUCUUUCCUUACUUCACCUACAUGAGGGUUAACUUGUCUGUCCUUUGCUCCCCACCCCCACUCCAUCUUCAGUGGUUACAUCUCAAGCAAACUGGGCACUAGCGGCUCACACCUGUAAUCCUAGCUACUCAGGAGGCAGAGAUCAGGAGGAUCGAAGUUCAAAGCCAGCCCAGAAAAAUAGUUUUUGAGACCUUAUCUCAA
Messenger RNA from Castor canadensis (American beaver), 2240 nucleotides. It is a transcript of the gene Nek8, whose product is annotated as NIMA related kinase 8. Gene Ontology annotation, molecular function: protein kinase activity; ATP binding. Gene Ontology annotation, cellular component: cilium. Gene Ontology annotation, biological process: animal organ morphogenesis; protein phosphorylation. NCBI's taxonomy places the organism in Eukaryota, Metazoa, Chordata, Mammalia, Rodentia, Castoridae. The record is from RefSeq and is a predicted model, not a curated record.